AUGUCAGAUUCCAACACAACCCACUUCUCCAACCCCUCCACCUUCAUCCUGCUGGGUGUUCCUGGCCUGGAGGCAGCCCACGUCUGGAUCUCCCUCCCUUUCUGCACCAUGUACACCAUAGCCAUCUUGGGGAACUUCACCAUCCUGUUUACCGUGAAGACAGACCCGAGUCUCCGUGGACCCAUGUACUAUUUCCUUUGCAUGCUGGCCAUCACCGACCUGGUUGUAUCUACGUCCAUUAUGCCCAAAAUGCUGGCAAUAUACUGGUUUAAUUCCAGGGAGAUCAAUUUCAGUUCCUGCCUCAUUCAGCUCUACUUCAUUCACUGCUUCUCAGUGAUGGAGUCUGGGAUCUUUGUGGCCAUGGCUUUUGAUCGCUAUGUGGCCAUUUGCCAUCCCCUGAGACAUUCGACCAUCCUGACAAACCCUGUGGUGACCAAUAUUGGCCUAGCCAUGAUGCUGUGCAGUGGUUUGCUUGCAUUGCCAUUUCCAUUACUGGUAAGGCAGUGGCCGUAUUGCAGAACCAACAUCAUCCCCCUGUCAUACUGUGCACACAUAGCUGUGGUGAAGCUGGCCUGCGCUGACACCCGCAUCAGUAGUUACUACGGGCUCUUUCUGGUAUUUUGUGUGAUUGGUCUGGAUGUACUUUUUAUAGCCCUCUCCUACACCCAGAUCCUCAGGGCCAUCUUCAGCAUCCCUACAAAGGAUGCCCGGCUCAGGACUUUUGGGACCUGCAUCUCCCACCUAUGUUCCAUCUUAGCCUUUUACAUCCCAAAUUUCUUCUUCUCCCUAAUGUAUCGGUUUGGGCAGAAUGUGCCCCUGCAUUUCCAUGUUCUCAUUGCCAACAUUUACCUCUUGAUGCCCCCCAUGCUAAAUCCUAUCAUCUACGGGGUGAGGACCAAACAGAUCCGGGACAGGCUGCACCGGCUCUUUACUCAUAAAAGGACCUAA
Messenger RNA from Gopherus flavomarginatus (Mexican gopher tortoise), 948 nucleotides. Its product is annotated as olfactory receptor 52R1-like. NCBI's taxonomy places the organism in Eukaryota, Metazoa, Chordata, Testudines, Testudinidae. Gene Ontology annotation, biological process: G protein-coupled receptor signaling pathway. Gene Ontology annotation, cellular component: membrane. The coding region runs from base 1 to 948 and encodes 315 amino acids. The record is from RefSeq and is a predicted model, not a curated record. Gene Ontology annotation, molecular function: olfactory receptor activity; G protein-coupled receptor activity. The transcript has a single exon.